Molecule: messenger RNA, 1705 nt
Organism: Actinia tenebrosa (Australian red waratah sea anemone)
Lineage: Eukaryota; Metazoa; Cnidaria; Anthozoa; Actiniaria; Actiniidae
Product: testis-expressed protein 9
Source: RefSeq, a predicted model, not a curated record
AGGUUCAAAAACCAAUAUGGCGUCUUCACGGCCUACUAGUGGUUUUAGCGGAGAUGGAGGACGAAGAAGUGGGUCAAACAACAGACCACCGAGUGGGAAAAAACAGAAUGUCACCCAACAGUUAUUGAGCAAAGAAGAAGAAUAUAUGCGUUUGAAUGCAGAAAUCGAACAAAAAACAGCCAGUCUGAUUAAAGAAGCUGAAGAAGUUAUGCAAGAUCAAGAUAAGUUGUUGACUAGACCUGCUACCAUUACAGAUCUCUCAGGCUCAGCAGAUUUAGAGGAUUUUUUAUCUUUGAGUAUUGGUGCUUCAAUCCCUAUGUCAAAGCCAGGUUCAACCACACCUAAUCAGAGCAGACCAGUAUCUAAGAAUAAAAAGAGGCCAAAAUCAAAAACUGGGGUAGAUAACAGACCAAAAUCUGGUGCUCCGAGAUCCAAAAGUGCACAAAAACCUUCAGCAAACAAUGUAGUUGUAGAUGAUAUCCUGGCUGAGAGGAUUAAUCUGGCUACAAAGAUCAGCAGUCUUGAAGAUGAGGCAAAAGAUGAGAGCUUUAUCACUACUACAUCUUAUGCCGAUGAUGGUAUAUUACCAACUGGAGCUGAAGACAUGGGUUCAGAGGCCACAAUACGUUUCUUGAAAGCCAAACUACACGUAAUGCAAGAAGAAAUGGAUCGUUUAUCUUCAGAGUGUUCUAACAAGGAUGAUCAACUUGGAUCUUUGCAAGGUCAAGUUAAAGAGCUGACAGAAGAACAAUCUAGGUUACAAAAGACAAAUACAUCUUUACAGUCACAAAUCGAGAAGCAUAAAAAACUUUACGCAGAAUCAAAAAGCAAGAACGAUAGUUUGGAACAACUUCUCUCUUCAACAAAAAAGGAGCUCGAUAGCAUACAAAGAGAACAGAAGCAGUUUGUAUCCAAUAAAAAUGCUACCGAAGUCAGAUUAAACCGUGCACUUGAAGAAAUAGACAAAUACAAAACAGCAUUACAUAAGGCCAAGACAAGCUCCAAGGAUUCUAGUGAUCAAGAUAGGCGCAGACUUGAUCAGAUCCUGGCUGAGAGCAAACGUUUAGAAAAACAGAAGAAUGAGUUGAUGACAGGGUUUAAGAAGCAGAUGAAGCUUAUUGAUAUAUUGAAAAGACAGAAGAUGCAUAUCGAAGCUGCAAAAUUGCUUCAAUUCUCGGAAGAAGAAUUUGUCAAGGCUCUAGACUGGGGGAACUGACACCUGAUAUCACAGGGGAUUGAAGAGCAGAUUUGGUGUGCAUCUAUUAAACUAUCCUCUCGAUGUUCAAUGCCGCUAUAUGAACCGAUGAUGGGGCACCGUUGUGUAACAUUUUAUUGACGUCACUGCACCCUCCCCCCCCCGCCCGCCUCCCCUCCCACACACCCUCACCCUCACCAUCCCUCCUCCGGAAAAUAUCAAAUGUUCUGAUUGAAUAGAGCUUCGUUAAAAGGUUUAAGGCAUGUUAAAUAUAUAAUGUUUAUUUAUUGAUUCCAAGUUAUUUCAUGCAAGCUACUGCAGAAAACCAUAUUGAUUUCUGCAAUUCUGUCGAAUUAUAUGUAAGGUUGUAGUGAAAAGGCGUCGUCAUUGGUUAGUUCGGGCGUGCCGGCUGUUAAUAACUAGCGGCUAUCAUCAGCCGUGCUAAAUUUUCAUGGUUUAACAAUGGAAUGACUUCUUAUUGAAAAAACACAAAUGCGUAGAAAAAAAUCA